Messenger RNA from Archocentrus centrarchus (flier cichlid), 3659 nucleotides. RefSeq names its product V-set domain-containing T-cell activation inhibitor 1-like. Gene Ontology annotation, biological process: immune response; cellular response to lipopolysaccharide; positive regulation of T cell proliferation. Gene Ontology annotation, cellular component: external side of plasma membrane. NCBI's taxonomy places the organism in Eukaryota, Metazoa, Chordata, Actinopteri, Cichliformes, Cichlidae. The record is from RefSeq and is a predicted model, not a curated record. The transcript is spliced from 8 exons. The coding region runs from base 363 to 1619 and encodes 418 amino acids.
GCCUCAGUGUGUGAGCGUGAGUGUGAGAGUGUGUGUGUGGAGCCUAUUCUCUAAAUAACCUGUUGAGCCAGUCAAGUUAACACUCAGUCUCUGGAAGUAGCAGGCUCAGCUCAGCUCAGCUCUUCAACUCUUCCUCUUUCUCCUGGAUUUCCUCUGAACUGGAGCUGAGUCACUCACCAAACCACCCAGAGGGACUCGAGGAAAAACCUGCUGAAAGGGGAAAAAAAGAGUGGAGACAUUUGGCUGAAAUUACCUCAGUGGAAGGAUUUUGGACUGAAGGCUCGUGUGAAUGCUUUUCUCUGUGUCGUCCCACUGCAUGUGUGUCUGCCUGCAUUUUAAAUGCGUGUAGCUGAAAGGAAAUCAUGUCAGCGAUACACACCUGGGCUUGUUUCCUCCUUUGGAUCAGCUUCACCACACAGAACAAAACCCCAGAUGUCACCGUGAGGUGCUUCGUUUCAGAGGAUUGCAUGCUCCCCUGCAGCUUUCAGCCCGGCAGCAACGAGACCAUCGAGUGGUUCAGGCAGGGCGCGGUGGUCUACAAGUUCAAUCAGAGCAAAGUGGGUCAUUUCAAGCAUGAGCAGCUCGCUGGAAGGGCCUCCAUUUUCCCAUCUCUGGUAUCCCGCGGAAACGCCACCCUGGUCCUCCGGAGCAGCGGCCUGAAGGACAGAGGCAUGUACAGGUGUCACGUGCACACCACAGAGGGCGAGCACGACGCCAAAGUCAUCCUGAAGAUAGAAGCCCCAAUCCGAGGCCUGGUCCUGGAGCUGUCCAGGCUGAGUGGCUAUGAGGAGAUGAAGUGCACCGUCCAGGAUGUCUACCCGGCCCCUCGAGUAACCUGGGAGACCGAACCCCAAACUUUCGAGGACCUCCGGCCGAUAACACGCAUUCUGGCUAACAAGAAGGGUCUGUACAAUGUGGACAGCCGUCUCAAGAGGCUAACUGGACCCCCUAACCUCGUCUACAUUUGUAAGGUCACCAUUUCCUAUGGCGGACCCACCUGGACCGGCUCACUCAGGGAAAGAGAAAUCAAAGAAUUUCAAGGGAAAGACCUGACCAUCCCCUGCAGCGCCCCCAGCUACAUGAACAACCCCUCCCUCCACUGGACCUUCUCCAAUAGCGAGCACCCCUCACCCAUCUUCAACUACGACAGCCGGUCGGGCAAAACCAGGUCCUCACCGGACUGGAAGAGCCACGUGGAGCUGGACCACUUCAGGGUCCAGUUUGGAGACGGCUCACUGAGACUCAUGGACCCGAAGCACUCCGAGCACACGGGCAGAUACACCUGUGUCUUCUCCAUGCCGCACGGCACACACACCGAACGCAGUGACGUCACCAUCGUCAGUCCUGAUGCUCAUGAAGCCACAGCAGAACCUCCGUCUCACUGGUGGAUUCUCGGACUCGUGGCUGGACUACUGAUUUUGGUUCUAGUAGGAGUCCUGGCCUACAGGAAGCUGAAAGGAGGAAACGUGAAGUCCAGAAAAGAUCCCGAAGCGGUCACUGAGCUGCAUUCAGUAAAAGGCGCAGCUGCAGGAGAAACCAACCUGAGUGAGAGCAGCCCUCUGACGACAGGCAGCACCAACGGACAGUCAGACCCCCAGGCUGGGUCUAAGCUGACCUGAGACCAGUCACUAAUGAAAUACUAACACAACAAACACGCGCACUGCUACACACUGAAGAGGAACUCGAAGCUUCAUAGAAAGAAAAAGUCUCUUUAAUUUUUUUCUUUUUUUAUGAGAGUACACGCUUUAAAAUGACUGUUUGGAAAGUCUGGCUGCAUCUUCUCUGAUAAACAGCUACACUGUAAUGUCUUCCUGAGGAGCCUAGAAAAACCAGACUCUGUUGAAAGAUCGUGGUCCUUCACCCAAAUGAGGCCCAGCUCUGGGGGAUACUCAGGAAUUAGUGGAGCAAAGUUUGCAGAGCUGAAAGCCGCUUACAGCUGCUGCACAGCUUUAAGGCCCCGCCUCACCUUACACAGCAGUUAUGUAGCUGGCGUUGGCACAAAUAUAAUUUUGGAUCAGUAAUGAGUUAAAAAUCCUCGUGGAGUGUGUCCCCACAGCUCUGUCCUCCCCUCUGGUACAAAGGUCACUGAAGAGGAAAAUAGGUUAAAGAUAUUUGUACCAUGUGGUUUUUGUAGGGCAGGAUUUCAUACUCCAACAGAAGUGAAAAGAUACAUUUAAGUAGAGCAAUCCACUAAAAUUUGGGCUCCCUCUCUGUCAACUGAAAUUAAUUAACUAUGCAAAUUUUCAUGUCAGCUUUUUCCAAUGUGGAGUUAAGCGUGAAAAACAUCAGUGAGUUACUUCACCCUGAUUAUUAAAUUAACUGGAUUUACAGCAAAAUCUCACUUUUUAAAAUGCUGACGUGAUCAGGCCGUUAUUCUCACAGCAACCACUGAACACUACAAGAAAAAGAGGUGUAAAUGUUUUUAAUAUGUUCAGAAACUGUUGUGUUAGACUGUCACCGUUCCUCAGAGGCACUGAGAGCAGGAAUAUUUUUUUUUAAAAAAGCAACAAGAUGAAUCAGAAGAGGUUCUGUGAGACUCUUAUUUAUGAUUUUAUUUUAAAGUGUUGUCUUUUGUCUUGAGGUUGGAGUCCGGUCAGCCCGGUGUUUCUCUCUCAUGCUUCAGGGUUGAUGGCAGAUGAUAACCUCACAUUCGUCACUACCUGCAGUGUCCUGCUGCCUUUACAUCACUGAGCUUUAAAGGCCUCUGUACGAGGUCAGGCUCCUUCUGGGAACUGUUACCUGAAGUGUGAAAAUGAAUGUAAAAGUAAUUCACUGAUAUGACUGACACUGCACACACACUCAUGUCAAUGUUAAGCCUGCUGUUAGUCUACUCUCCAUACAACACCGAUGUUUCAGGAAUUAUACUAGACCUCCUUUCAAAUGUGUCAUAAUAAAUUCAUGAUAUUACAAAAGGACUAAUCUGUCAUUGAGCGUGCUGUAAUAAGUUGUAAUAAUGUAAUAAUAAAUAGAAGCUUGGAGUCUCAAUAAUGGGUUUCACUGCACACAGGACAUAAAAAUAUGGAUGUCUGGAUGAAUUGAAGCCAUUGUUGCUUCAUUUACAGCAUGAUUGAAGUACAGCAUAAAAUCAUUUCUGCAGGUCCAACGACAGAGUGUGAUCGGGUUCAGGUCUGGACUCUGACGGGGUCAGUGCAGCAUUCUGAUUCUGUCACAGAUUUGUCCUGGUCCUGAUCUCCUCACGUCUUCGGUCCAUGGAGGAGUUCACGGGUCUCAGAGGCUUUCACUCGACUGUUUGCUGGGUUUGUCUCUCCCGAUGCAAAACACCACUAUACUGAUUUCCUGCUGUCCUGAUCCAUGUUUCAGUGAAGCUUUUAAUGCCUAAAACACAUUUUUUAUGGAAUCUGAACAGUGGGACCUCACUGUAGAGGAUCUUUUUACAGGUGUUACAGUGUUACAGGUGACAUGAAACACUGUUAUUAAAGCUCUGCAGGUCCCUGCUCAUAUAUCAGACCCUCCUCUAACCUGGGUCUCCAAACUCUCCCACACUCAAACUUUAAAACCAGAGGCGCUCGGGCUUUGGAGAUUUCGGCUCCCAAACUCUGGAGCAGCCUUCCUUAUCCCGUCGGCUCGGCUCGUUCUGUGAUUUGUUUUAAACGACUGCUGAAAAACACAUUUUUAUAGGUCAGCAUUCCCUCAGUCUU